AUGGAUAGAUUAGGUGUAAAAUGUUCUUAUCAUAGUCAAGGAUGUGUUUGGACAGGAGUUUUAAAUGAGUUGGGCAAUCAUUUGAAUCAGUGUGAAUACAAAAUUCUUCAAUGUCCAAGGGAGUGUGGUGUAGAAAUUCAGCGAAAGUAUUUAGAACAGCAUAUUGAAAAUGAUUGUUUUAACCGCAUCAGAAAGUGCCAAUAUUGUGGAACAAAGAUUAUAUUUGCUAAUGAAGCUAAACAUUUUAGUAUUUGUUCAGAAUUUCCAAUUCCUUGUCCAAAUAAAUGUGAAAAUACUACUAUACCAAGAGGAUUUUUAACAGCCCAUUUAAAAAAUGAUUGUUCUAAACAAAAUUUACAUUGCCCAUUCAGUGUUCAUGGUUGUCAAUUUCGUGGUCGUAAGAAUAAAAUUGAUCCACAUUUACAACAAUCAAUUGUGAUACAUUUAAAUCUUCUCAAUACAUCUGUUGAACAAAUGUCAUUAUUAAUCGAAGCACAAACAAAGUCGUAUGCAGAAAUUCGCAAUUUUCUAGAGUUACAAACGAAGCGUAUAGCAUCAUUAGAACAUGGUUUGGGUGCAUCCUUUCUGUGGAAAAUAGAUUCAUAUGCUGAAAAACUAAAUAAUGCUAAGUCCGGUAAACAGAAUGCUUUAUUCAGUCCACCAUUCUAUACUCAUCGAUAUGGUUAUCGAAUGGCUUUAUCUGUUUCACUGUAUGGAAAUGGAGAUGCACGUGGAAAAUACAUGUCAGUGUAUGCCUGUCUUUUUCGCGGAGAACAUGAUUCACUUUUACAGUGGCCAUUCUCACAUCAGUUAACAUUUACGCUAAUCGACCAAAAUCCAGAAGUCAAUGCACGAAAACCAGUAAAUUAUACAAUGAAACCUAAUUUAAUUGGUGAUUACAACCAAUUUUUCGAUAAACCAAUUACUGAUCGUAAUUCAUGUUUCGGUGCACCACGUUUUGUCAAAUUAGAGGUUAUGGAAACUGCAAAUUAUGCAAUGAACGAUGAAAUUUAUCUGAAGGUUACAAUGAAUUUAGAUCACGUGUUACCAAUCUAG
Molecule: messenger RNA, 1056 nt
Organism: Heterobilharzia americana
Lineage: Eukaryota; Metazoa; Platyhelminthes; Trematoda; Strigeidida; Schistosomatidae
Source: the annotation of a GenBank genome assembly